AUGACGGAAGAAGAAGCGGUAAAUCAGCUACUGCAGGAACAAGAGCUUGGUGAUAUGCGUCCAUCACAGCUCUUGCGCGAAAUGCAAAGUCUAGCCGGAAGCGAGAUGAACGAUAAUAUACUAAAGCCCAUUUGGAUGAGUAGGUUACCUUCCAACAUGCGGCUAAUAAUUUCCAUUAGCAACGAACCGCUCGACAAAGUUGCCCUGCUCGCGGACAAAAUAUGUAAGGUUAGCGACACCCCACACGUACACGUGGUCGAAACUCCAGAUACAGCAACACGCAAUCAAUCCAGCAUCGAGCAGCAGCUAGCCGAAAUCACGAAAGAGAUAGAAUCAAUAAAGGCGAACAUAAAUCGUCGAUCUAGAAGUCGCAGCAGAAGCCGUCCUCCGUCACGUUCCGGUAUGCAAAACAACAAUUCGAAUGGUUUGUGCUGGUACCAUCACAAAUUUGGUAACGAUGCCAAAAAAUGUCGUAGCCCUUGCGUGAAAAAGUUAAACUAA
This is a messenger RNA of Bactrocera tryoni, 501 nucleotides long. RefSeq lists its product as uncharacterized. The coding region runs from base 1 to 501 and encodes 166 amino acids. The transcript has 2 exons. NCBI's taxonomy places the organism in Eukaryota, Metazoa, Arthropoda, Insecta, Diptera, Tephritidae. The record is from RefSeq and is a predicted model, not a curated record.